AUGGCAAACACAACGAACCCACCAGAAUCCUAUGAAGCCCUUCCUUUCAAGACCAUAUCUAUUUCCCAUGUUCCAGAGUUCUCGCCCACCGUUACCAAAGUAGUCGUCCUGAAACUCAAUCGCCCACGCCAAUUCAACGCCGUAACGGCGCAGAUGAUCGAUGAGAUAAUCGCAGCAUACCAAUACUUCGAUGCCGAUGAUCGCGUCAAAGCAAUAGUUGUAACAGGAUCAGGGCCAGCAUUCUGCGCGGGCGCCGAUCUCCGAGUCGGGUUUUCUACACUGAUUGAUGACCUGAGGAAGGAUCCCUCCAAGAUCGAGUCCUACAGAGACGGAGGUGGGCGAGUCGCCCUAGCAAUCCACAAGUGCUCCAAGCCCACCAUAAUGGCCAUCAACGGCCCCGCAGCAGGAUUCGGAAUCACCCUAACACUACCCGCAACAAUCCGAGUAGCCUGCGCGAGCUCCAAAGUCAGUUUCGCUUUCUCGCGACGUGGGCUAGCAAUGGAGGCCUGUAGUUCCUAUUUCCUACCGAAGCUGGUGGGAAUGUCGCGUGCACUGCACCUGGUGACGACUGGUGCAACUUAUACCGCGGCUGACCCGUUGCUGAGCAACCUUUUCUCGGAGAUAUUGCCGACUCCGGAGGAGACUGUUGCAUCGGCGCUUAGAAUCGCGGGGGAGAUUGCCGCAAGCACAUCUACAGUGAGUACGAGGGUGAUGCGCGAUUUGAUGUAUAGGGCUCCCGGGAGCGCGGAAGAGGCCCAUUUGUUGGAAUCGAAGGUGUUUCUCGGUAUGUUGAUGUCCCGGGAUAGUGCAGAGGGUAUGAAGAGUUUUGUGCAGAAGAGGGAUCCCGAGUUUAAGGGAAUUAUGCCUCGUGAUGCGCCUGUUGGUUGGCCGUGGUGGGCAGCUGUCGAUGUGGCUUCGAAGGCUAAGCUGUAG
Messenger RNA from Aspergillus pseudotamarii, 933 nucleotides. Its product is annotated as ClpP/crotonase-like domain-containing protein. The coding region runs from base 1 to 933 and encodes 310 amino acids. The transcript has 2 exons. The record is from RefSeq and is a predicted model, not a curated record. Lineage: Eukaryota; Fungi; Ascomycota; Eurotiomycetes; Eurotiales; Aspergillaceae.